Medioppia subpectinata is the source of this 516-nucleotide messenger RNA. NCBI's taxonomy places the organism in Eukaryota, Metazoa, Arthropoda, Arachnida, Sarcoptiformes, Oppiidae. The record is from the annotation of a GenBank genome assembly.
AUGGUUAAUAAUAUACUUCGAGAUCUUCAAUUGGACUCCUGCUGUGAUACUGUGGUUCAUAUCAAUCAACACAUUAUGACGGGUCAUCUCAGGAAUGUCUCCAAUAUAUCAAAUACGCGCAAAAGUUUUGCUCAAAUCAGAGAUCAAAUCAAUGAAAUCGAUUCCCAGAUAAGUAUUGUUCACUUGUUUAACACCGGUAUUGCUAUCUAUGGCUGUUUGGUUCAAAUAUAUGCAAUUAUGGACAGACAGGUGUCCACUAUAUUCUCGAUCACAUUUGUCACUAAUAUGGAGAAUAUAUUGAGAUUUGCAAUCAAUUGCAUAAUUCACGGAAUGGUUAACAAGAAAGCAAUUAAAGUAUUGUCUUCUUUGGAUGACAUCGAACUCCAAACCGCACACAAAGAUGUCUAUCGAGAGGCCAUAUAUUUCUCGUCCCUAAAACAGGACAAUACGUUUGGCUUCACUAUCGCUAAUAUAUUCUCGUUUUCUACAACUCUUUUAACAUGUAAAUCGAUAUAA